UCCGGCUCGAUUAAAAUGUCUUGACUCGAUGAUGUCACGAUAACUUCCUCGUCUGCACGGACAAAUGUUGAAUAAUAUUUUUGACAGAAUCGCUGUCGGGCAGGAAUAACAAGUCCGACACCACUGACGUGAGGCGUCGCGCAUCGUGUUGCGCAUGCGCGUGUGGCUGAAAUGAAGGUAAAGGUGAUCUCCAUCCUGGAAGACAACUACAUGUACCUGGUGAUAGAGGAGCAGAGUAAACAGGCCAUAGCUGUGGAUCCGGCUGUACCGCAUCGGUUGCUCGAAAUAGUGAAGAGAGAAGGCGUGUCUCUGGUAGCUGUCCUCACCACACACCACCACUGGGAUCAUGCUCGAGGGAACGAGGCUCUGGUGAAGGAGGUUCCUGGCCUGAGGGUGUACGGGGGGGACGAUCGGAUCGGGGGUUUGACGGAUAAAGUCGCAAAUGCUCAGGAAUUAAAGUUUAGCAGCAUCAAUGUGAGGUGCCUGUUCACUCCCUGCCAUACCUCUGGUCACAUGUGCUACUUUGUUUGGGAGGAUGAGUGCACCGACGCCCCGGCCGUGUUCACAGGGGACACGCUGUUUAUUGGUGGUUGCGGGCGGUUUCUGGAGGGUACGGCGGAACAGAUGUACCACAACCUCACCCAGGUGCUCGGCUCCCUACCUCAAGACACGAAGGUGUUCUGCGGACACGAGUACACCAUUAAGAACCUGAAGUUUGCCAUGCUGGUGGAGCCGGAGAAUGAAAAGGUUAAAGAGAUGCUGAGCUGGGCCAGGGCGAGAGACGACGAUGACAAACCAACGGUGCCGUCUACCCUAGUGGAGGAAUUUGAAUACAACCCGUUUCUUCGCCUCUCGGAGGAAGGAGUACAAAAGUUCACGGGCAAGACGGAUCCUAUAGAGGUACUGAGGGUCCUGCGGAAGGAGAAGGACAAAUUCAAGAAGCCCAAGGAGAGACUUCCUCCUCACGCCAUGCUGGCUUUAGAGUGGGGCCUGCUCCGACCAUGAGAUCACGUCUCAGAGCUUAAAGGUCAGGACAUACUCAGCUGCUAACGAGGGAUGCGGUGAACGCGGCAAAGCGCUAGAGUGUGGUGUCUAUUGCUUCGACUUAAGUUUGACCAAUUUACCGUAUGCUGCUGGGUGCCAGGUUCGCCCUGAAGUACCACAUGUUUAUGUGUUAAGUCUGCUCAAAAAAAGGCCAGUUCAAAGCUGCUUCCAUUAAAUAUUCCUGCACUAAUUUAAAGGCUGGUCUCCGUUCUGCACAAACUAACUGGACCAGGUCACAUCUGCCCAUCUGCUAUAGCUGUUUAUGUCGUUUCUUUUUGUCAUUGUGGUCAGUAACGAUUUCCGUUCUUUAUAUAUGGUAUAUAUUUUUAAAUUGACCCUUUUUAACCCUCUGAUUGGUCUAUUGACCGCCAACCACCAACAGGGGGCGUCUGGUAAAGGGUCAAUUGUGUUUUUUGUUUUUUUUUUGUCCUACAUUUGCAAGCUUCCAAUCUAAUUUAUCAUAUGUAAAAUUUAAGUGAUAUUUUGGGGAAGGUGUCAAAUGUGUUUUAAACUGUACCACAAGAAAGAUUUUAAAAAAUCAUGCGGUGUAUAAAACCUUGAAUGUACUUUCCAAAAGUUUUAAAAUAUUAAAAUUAAAACAACA
This is a messenger RNA of Mugil cephalus (flathead mullet), 1648 nucleotides long. RefSeq names its product hydroxyacylglutathione hydrolase (gene hagh). Lineage: Eukaryota; Metazoa; Chordata; Actinopteri; Mugiliformes; Mugilidae. Bases 172 to 1005 code for a protein of 277 amino acids. The transcript has 9 exons. Gene Ontology annotation, molecular function: hydroxyacylglutathione hydrolase activity. The record is from RefSeq and is a predicted model, not a curated record.